Malaclemys terrapin pileata is the source of this 2880-nucleotide messenger RNA. It is a transcript of the gene SOX7, whose product is annotated as SRY-box transcription factor 7. Gene Ontology annotation, biological process: cell differentiation; anatomical structure morphogenesis; regulation of DNA-templated transcription. The coding region runs from base 48 to 1193 and encodes 381 amino acids. The transcript is spliced from 2 exons. NCBI's taxonomy places the organism in Eukaryota, Metazoa, Chordata, Testudines, Emydidae. The record is from RefSeq and is a predicted model, not a curated record. Gene Ontology annotation, molecular function: RNA polymerase II cis-regulatory region sequence-specific DNA binding; DNA-binding transcription factor activity, RNA polymerase II-specific.
CGGGGAGCGGUCGGGGGCCAGGGGCGAAGCGGGGGGGUGUCCCGGCCAUGGCUUCCCUGCUGGGCUCCUACCCGUGGUCCGAGAGCCUGGAUUGCUCCGCCCUGGACGGGGAGCUCCCGGAGGGGCUCUCCCCGCCGGCCGCGCACCGCUCCCCGGGGGAGAAGGGCUCGGAGCCCCGCAUCAGGAGACCCAUGAACGCCUUCAUGGUGUGGGCGAAGGACGAGAGGAAGCGGCUGGCGGUGCAGAACCCGGACCUGCACAACGCGGAACUCAGCAAGAUGCUCGGCAAAUCCUGGAAGUCUCUGAGCCCUUCCCAGAAGAGACCUUACGUGGAGGAGGCGGAAAGACUGAGGGUGCAGCACAUGCAAGAUUACCCCAACUACAAAUACAGGCCCAGGAGGAAGAAGCAGGUCAAGCGGAUCUGCAAGCGGGUGGAUCCAGGCUUUCUGCUGGGGAACCUCGCCAGGGAUCAGAACUCGGUGCCGGAGAAGCGGGCCUGCGGCAGGACAGUGGGGGGAAAGGAGGGGCAGGGUGAGUACUCGCCUGGCCCGGUAUUGCAGAGCAUCAGGGGCUACAGGGAGGCCCAGGCCAGCAGCGGCAGCAGCAGCACCAACAUGGACACCUACCCCUACGGGUUGCCCACCCCACCUGAGAUGUCCCCUUUGGAUGUGAUAGACCCUGAGCAGAGCUUCUUCUCCUCCCCGGGCCCGGAGGAGCAUCACCACCCCCAUAUGACUGGGGCCCCUUACUCUCCAGAGUACUCCACCAGCCCCCUCCAGUGUAACCACCAUCCCCUUGGCCCCAUGUCCAUCCCUCAGCCCAGCACCUCCAUGAUCCCCCCAAUCCCCAGCUGCCCCCCUCCUCCUCUUCCCACCUAUUACACGCCAGCCUUCCACCCCAUCCACUCCCCCAACCUCCAGGCCCAUCUUGGUCAGCUCUCACCGCCCCCUGAACACCACGGCUUUGACAGCCUGGACCAGCUGAGCCAAGCAGAACUUCUGGGGGAGAUGGACCGCAAUGAGUUUGACCAGUAUCUCAACACUCCCGGCCACUCAGACCACAGCGGGAUGAUAAUCAAUGGACACGUCCAGGUGUCUCAGGUUGCAGGUGGCUCGCCCUCUACAGAGACUAGCCUCAUCUCCGUCCUAGCAGAUGCCACUGCUACCUACUACAACAACUACAGCGUCUCCUAGGCCAGAAGGAGCAGGGCCUGUGGACUGGCCGAGGACAGACCCUACAGUAUUAUUGGCAUGGCUCCAUGUACACAACAGCUGGUGGACACCUCGCUCCUCACCUCAGGGUUGCCAAGUCAGAACUGAAACGGUUUUGGAGCCUCCUUUCUGUCCUAGGUAAUGGAUUUUGCUUCUCGGACAUCCACUGGCAUCAAUAUUAAGUAUCCUGCUUUAAAAGGUAUUUGAUAUCCUGCUUCAGAAAAGGUCUGUGGUCAAGUCCCUUUUCCAAGCCAGCUGGUCACUGGCUACAGUCCUCCUACCAAUUUAUUCUAUAAGCAUGACAAGUCUUUGGAUGGUGGGUCUGAUUUUUCAGUGGCACCGAGGCCCAGCUCCGUACAGGUAUUUAGGGUCCUAAUUUCCUGGAUCUGGGCCAGAGCUCCCUCAAUUCCAGCUGGAUCCCAUGGGGGCUGCAAAUUCUCAGCUCCUCUGAAAAAUCAGCCCCUGAGUCUUGUUCUGUGUAGCACUUGUGGUAGGGAUGGGGGGGGGAAGCAAAGAGGUGGCAAAUGUAACCCUCUGAUCAGUGUGUGUCGCCUUCUGGGCCUGCUGGCGUGACUCCAUUACUGUCCCUACCUACAGAACCUGGCUCUUCGAGCUGUAGUCACUAGUUCAGUAAUGCAGGUUUCCAAUUCCAGUCCCAGGAUUGGCUAAGAUGGUGGCUGUCACAACCAGCUAUUGCUGUACAGAGAGAAUACGAUCAGGGGAUCAUGAAUGUCCUGUUCUCACGUAAUUACCCUACGUGAAGAGCUUUAACCGAAGAGAGCUCUGAGGCUUUCAGUCAUAGCCGUGUGGGUUUUCGGUUGGCCUGGUCUUGCAUUCCCUAUGUACUCAACAGUUUGACGGAAGUGGCUGGGAGUUUUUGAGUGUGCACUAGCAUAAGGAAUGCAAUUCUGGUGAAGUCACUGGACUUGCAAUCCCUAGUGCCAGCAGUGUAUUUGGUCCUGUGUAUGGAAAGGCAUCUAAUCUAAUCUGUUGCACCCACAUAGCCCCGCUCUGUGCCCCUUUGGCUCCUGAAACUUUUUGUGGAUUUCAGUGGAACUCUGAGAGUGUAUGGAAGGAAAGAUCAGACCCAAGGAAGGAAAGAUCUGGCCCAGGGUGGAGCCCUGAUGUCAUUCCCACCCCCCACCCUGAACCACUUGAGUGGGAGAGGAGUUCACAUAACUGGAACUGUGGUGCGGUGACACAACAUGGUCUUGUGAUAAUGGACUGACUGCUAGCUGCUCCAGCGGCAAGGUUGCGGCUCAGCUUCUGUUUGAAGCUGAAUUUUGCGCACACUAUAAAAUUCAGCUUGACUUCUCUUUAAACAGAGUUUCCCUAGGCUUUGAUCCUGCUUUCACUGAGUUCAACGGGAGCAAGAUCGGUCCCUGCCUGAGUCACUACAAGUAAUUUCCCAUGUACGUAGCCAUGCUGGUGGCCUUCGUAACAGCUACUCCGAAGGCCAAGAACCUGAGUUAUAUCCCAUCAUGUCCCCUUUACCUGCAGCCACAGCUGGAAAGAAUUUAUUGUGAUGAGCACUUUGGAAAAGAGGUGAUACGUAGCAGACACAUUUGUAUCAAGCAUCAUUUGAAGGCAAAUACUUAAUGUUUAGAAAUGAAAUGCCCGUUCCUCUUUAUGUCAGUAUAUUAUUGCUUGUAAUAAAGCUGUACGUUGA